AUGAAAUUUUUUGGUUUAGAGGAAGAAACUAAAUUCAAAGAAAUAAUUACUUCAAAAAAUAAGGCGGUGGAUGUUAUAGGGUCCAAACUAGGUGGUCAGGUAGUUUCUUUCUCAGAUGAAUGGUUUGCUUCUGCUGAAAACCUGCUCAAGCCAACCGUCCCCAUAAGGGAUCCUACUAGAUUUGUACACUCCGGUGCUUGGUACGACGGCUGGGAGACACGAAGACACAACGAAGCGGAAUACGAUUGGGUUAUUAUUAAGAUGGGAGUUGCUGCUGCCCAAAUUAUAGGUGGUGAAGUUGACACUGCAUUUUUCAACGGAAACCAUGCACCAUUCGUAUCCAUAGAAGCGCUUUAUGACGAAGGCGAAGAAGGUAAUAUAGUGGAGAACGAUCCACGUUGGGUUGAAAUUAUUGAGAAAUUUGAGUGUGGUCCCUCACAAAGACACUUUUUUAUCAGAAGUAGCGGCCUUACUGAACAAAAGUUUACCCAUGUUAAAUUGAAAAUGUACCCCGAUGGUGGAAUUGCCAGAUUUAGGUUGUACGGAAAAGUCGCCCCUCCAGAAUACAAAACAGAGGGUCACAUAAUUGACCUAGCUUAUGUUUGCAAUGGUGCUGUAGCUUUAGACUAUUCGGAUCAGCACUUUGGUUCAGCCGAUAACUUGUUAUUGCCAGGCCGAGGCCAUGAUAUGUCUGAUGGCUGGGAAACAAAAAGAUCAAGACAACCAGGCCAUACCGAUUGGGCAAUAAUUCAAUUGGGCAGAGAAUCUUCAUUCAUUGAAAAAAUUAUCGUUGAUACAGCACACUACAGGGGAAACUUCCCGCAGUUUAUCAGUGUGCAAGGUUGCUUGAAUGAACCAGAAUCGAGUGGUGACAUUAACCAAAGAACAUGGAUAAACUUAGUCGACAAGUCAAAGACUGGGCCCGAUAAAGAACAUGUAUACGAAAUAAAAAAAAAUCUAAGAAUAUCCCAUGUUAAACUAACAAUUAUUCCGGAUGGCGGAGUCAAAAGAAUAAGAGUUUGGGGAUACUAA
This is a messenger RNA of Saccharomyces eubayanus, 1032 nucleotides long. It is a transcript of the gene DAL2, whose product is annotated as allantoicase. The transcript has a single exon. Gene Ontology annotation, molecular function: allantoicase activity. The record is from RefSeq and is a predicted model, not a curated record. Gene Ontology annotation, biological process: allantoin catabolic process. Lineage: Eukaryota; Fungi; Ascomycota; Saccharomycetes; Saccharomycetales; Saccharomycetaceae. Bases 1 to 1032 code for a protein of 343 amino acids.